UGGCCGAUCGCGAAUACAGUGAGGCGAUGGAGGGAAUGUUGGAAGCCGUCAGGAAGGCCGCCGUAGAGAAAUAUCCCCGUAAAGUAAACCGGAAAAUACAGUAUGGUACAGCAGGAUUCAGAACUAGGGAGGAGUAUUUGGACCAUGUCUUAUAUAGGAUGGGGAUCCUUGCUGCAAUCCGAUCUCAAACCAAAAAAGCAACAAUUGGUGCUAUGAUUACGGCAUCCCACAACCCCGAGGAAGACAAUGGUAUCAAACUCAUCGACCCCGCGGGGGAAAUGUUAGAGGCUACCUGGGAGUCCCAUGCUACGUUCCUGGCCAAUGUGGAAGAUGAAGACCUUGCUUCUGCUAUUAAAACAAUUGUUUCAAAGGAGAAUGUGUCAAUGGAUGUUACAGCCACAGUGUAUGUCGCCAUGGAUACCAGAAAGAGUAGCCAGAGACUUUCGGAAGCAUUGCAGUGUGGAGUUCAGGCAGCUGGGGGCACGUGUAAAGACUAUGGCCUGUUGACAACACCACAGCUACACUUCAUGGUUCGGUGUGUAAACACUAACAACCAGUAUGGUACAGCUACAGAGGAGGGCUAUUUCCAGAAAUUGACAACAGCAUUCUGUAAACUAAGACAACAGAUAGCACAGAAAACAGACAAUAUGUACAAAUCCACCCUCACACUGGACGCAGCCAAUGGUAUAGGGGCUCCGAAAGCAUACAAGCUCACUAGUUACCUGGCUGACUAUCUUACUAUCGACAUAUGCAAUGAUGGGUCAUCUGGAAAGUUGAAUUAUCUGUGUGGGGCUGACUAUGUCAAGGUCCAACAGAAACCAGCAGAUGGGAUGACUCUUCACUGUAAUGCCCGCUGUGCUUCGUUUGAUGGGGAUGCUGACAGAAUAGUAUAUUACUAUGCAGAUAAAGAUGGUAAAUUUCACUUAAUGGAUGGUGAUAAGAUAGCAACACUGGUGGCAGGCUACCUACAGGAACUCCUAAGCAGAUCAGGUCUGACGCUCAACUUGGGUCUGGUCCAGACAGCUUAUGCGAAUGGUAGUUCAACUGCGUACAUCACCAAAAAUCUGAAGGUGCCAGUGGCAUGUGCAGCAACAGGUGUGAAACACCUCCACCAUCGUGCCCUUGAGUUUGACCUUGGUGUCUACUUUGAAGCUAAUGGACAUGGAACGGUUAUAUUCAGUGAGAAUGCUUCAAGCCAGAUACAAAGUGCAGCCAAAGAUAGCAGUUUGUCAGAGAUACAGCGAGAUGCUGCUGCCCAGCUGUGUACAGUAAUGGAUCUCAUCAACCAGACUGUGGGUGAUGCUAUAUCAGAUAUGCUUCUUGUUGAGCUGAUACUGGCGACAUAUGGAUGGGAAAUAAAUGACUGGGACAGUGCUUAUAUUGAUCUCCCAAACAGACAGCUCAAGGUCAAGGUGAAAGAUCGUACUGUGAUAACAACAGCUAAUGCAGAAAGGACAGCUUUAACUCCCGAUGGUCUACAACAGGCUGUAGAUAGUCUGGUCGUCAAGUACGAACACGGCAGAUCGUUUGUCAGGCCCUCGGGUACAGAGGAUGUUGUAAGAGUUUAUGCUGAGGCUGACACACAGGCAAAUGCAGACAAACUAGCACAAGAGGUUGGCCAGGCAGUGUACAAUAUGGCUGGUGGAAUUGGAGACCCACCUGCACCUUAGUACCCAUAGAACCAUUACCAGUUACACACCAUAUUACCCAUAGAACCAUUAUCACUUACACCAUAUUACCCAUAGAAUUUUUGUAGCUGCCGUGUGGGAUACAGUAUUAUCAAUACUGAAGAGGGGUUAAUGUAAUUGUUGAUUUUAUAUAAACCGGUCAGUUUAGUUUGCUUUCCUCCGAGGUUAACACUCUAGCUACGGUAUAUAUUUACCCAUAACAUUACAUCAUGUUUGAUUAUUAUAUAUUAUUUAUUUGAUGAUUUAUGCAAAUAGUUCAUUUGCUGAACAGCAUCACUUUCGCCUAUAGAUCUGUAUGAGCUAGUAACAAUAUAGUUGCUGCUAUCAGGAGGUUACUACUUACUACUGUUACAUAUCAAGUUUGUACACGGGUUCCAGUCCUCGAUUGUUUCACAUCACAUUAAUCUGUACAUCACAGGAUCAAAAUGUGUCACUGAUGUUUGUGAAAAACACUAGAUCUUCAUCAACUAUAUACACAUUCCCCUUUAUGGUCAAUAUCAAAAUUUAAGGUUGUAAACAUCUCAACAGUGAGAAGUAUAAAAAGAUUAUGUGGUUCUGGGUCAAGGUUACUUCGAUUGUAGUGAAAGGUCAAGGCCAAACACUGUAACCCCCUGAAUAUGAUUGUGAUUGAUUGCAUGUUCCUUAGACGUGUGAGUCAAGGUCAUGUAAAAAAAGUCAAGGUCAAAUUGUUGAUUCAUGCUAAAUUUUACAUAAUAUUUUGCAGUAAUACUAUUAGAUUGACAUUAUUUGCAUGUUGAGUGGAAUAAAGGCUUUGAAUGAUUACUGUUAAAGUUAUUUUCACAUCCACUUCGUAGUAAUCAACACAUAAUAAUUAUUAUAAUGUUGAAAUAUAAACAAAAGAUUUAGUUAAAUUUUUGUAUUGUAAGCCUUGCAUAACAAUAUAUAAUAUAUAUUGUGUAAUAGCCUUGUAAGAUGACUUUCAUUGUCCAUAUUUUGUAAGUUAAUGGUUAAAGUCUUUGUCCUAUGGCCCUGGCUUCCACAUUCCUUUCCAACUAAACAUUCGGUUAUAACAAAGUGUAUGUCAUGUAUAUAAAAGACUGCAGCUGAUAACAAAAGUUAAUAGUCCUCUAAGUCUUUUGUGUUAUUGUGUUAUAUCUUUUGUGUUGUGGAAUCUCUUUGUUUCAAUUUACAUUUUUUGUGUAAUUCUCAUUUCAUAAUGUUCCGCUAUGUAAAGUAGAAUCAAAAAUGUCAUUUUAAAUCAUUUAAUUUAUUGGGCAAAGUUGGUCAAUCUGACCAGCACAAUUACAUGAAGAACACUUGGUUAGUUGCCUUUGCAAUAUUAAUUAGUUUUAAUAUUAUUUCUUUAAUGCAUUGAUUUGAAAUUAAUUACAUUAUAUAUAAGUGUAUAUAUAUAUAUUUAUAAUUUUAAUUAAAUUGUAAAAUUAAAGGAGGAAGAUGAAUUAAAAGUUUCAGAUAAUGUGAUGACCUAUUUUAUCUCUCUGCAAACACGUUCACAACUUCUCCAAAACUGCUCUGCCAAAUUUGAAAAAUGGGCAGGUGGUCAUAUAUUAUCUUGGUAUCAGAAGUGGUUAACAAUCGUGUAGUACCAUACAAUCCAGUGAAAUAUUGAUUUUUUUUUGUACUGUGAUCAAAUGACACAGGUAUGGAGACGUUUUCAAGUUUCUUUUUACAGAAAAAAUUGUCUAAUCUCAAUGUCCACCAUCUUGGAAAAAGACGAAAAUUCCCGCAGGGAGGAUUCAUGAACAUUCACUCAUCAAUUUAUACUUGUAUAUGUAUAUGAUACACUUGUAUAUGUAUAUGACACAUACAGUUAUCUAACUAUGAUGUUGUAUGGGUGCAUGCAGAGGGGCUGUGGUUGUGUCUGCUUUGUGUCUAUACAAAGCUCAUGGUAUUAAUAAUAGUUUUGUAAUGGGUUAAUAUUCACUUAAUGACGAUGGCAGAAAUUUGAUUCUGUGCUCAGUCGGGUUCUCCAGGGAUUUUCUGGUAAAGGAUUUUUUACGUCUCUCAAAUUGUGAAAGAUUUUAAUGCUGAGAUUGCAAAAAUUAAGGAAUAACGAUAUAUUUCCACAUCUGACAUCUAGAAAUCAAAAUUUAUAGAUAAUUUGUAAGUAACUUUUAAUCAAUGACUUUGGCAAUUUUAUAAUAAAUCUGCUUGGAUCGAGUUGUAAUUUCAUUCCUUGACGACAUGGAGUGUCACCAAAGUCCCUAUCCCUGGGGACACCUUUAGAUCUGGCCUGAAGUGGAGAAUCUGUCUGGGGAAUCCAUAUAUAUUAUACAAUGCAUGAAAUAAUCAUAAAAAUAAACCAAUUAUAUAAUUUUAUUUGAUAGAAUUAUAUAUACAAAUGUAUACAAUUAUGAUGUACAUAAAUAACAAAUACAAACUAGAAUUAAAAUUCAUUUAUCAUUCUGAACACAAAACACUGAUAAUAAAUACAGAAUCUUUAAUCUGUUCUCAUUUCAUAUGAGAUUUUAUGAAACAAGUCUUACAAGUUUUUAUUUAAGGCACACAAAAAUUUAAACUUCGAGACAAGUUGCAUAAAAUUUUAUAUGAAAUGAAAACAAAUUUAAGAUACUUUUUAUAACAAAACAUAGAGAAGCCAGAACUGCCAUUUGGCAAGGUUUUAACAUUGAAAUGUGGAGAGCUUAAUUAAGCAGAGACGGCCAUUUUGUUGCGCCAUUCACAAAUCAUGACAUCCAUUGUCCACAUUAUGACGUCACAAUCGAUUUCCGACUGGUACAACCAAAGAAAAAAACUUAAUACUUGGGCAAAUUCACUGGAUAGCUGGCCAAUUAUCUGAUAAAUAGAUUACAUAUAUAUUGAUAUAUAGACACAGAACAUAAUGCUAUAUACAUGUAUACAUGUAUACAUGUAUGUAUUGGUUAUAUUACGUCUGGUCCGGUGACUGAAAUGUGAUCUUAUGCUGCACAACUUACAGGAUUGUGAUGUGGCAUUGUAGAUAAUUUUUAAAAUAACAUGGUAUGUACAAUUUCUGAUGAAAUCUUUAUACAAAACAGUCUUUAGUCUAGCUGUACUAAAUGGAUUAAUUACCCUAAUUAACAGCUCUCAACAUAUAGAAUCCUGAUUAACUGGUCAGACUCGUCCCACACACACUGACACACAGAAUUAUGUAAUAGACACCUAUAGUAUAUAGGAGAAAGCACCUUUUGAUACAAUUUAAUAAUGUAUAUGCCAAAUAGUGAAUAUAAAACUGCAUCACACUGAUGUGUCAUCCCACAUGUAGGGCUUUUAAUGAUCAGUUAUGCUGUUAAUAUAAAGCCCAGUAUCAAAGUCCAAAGAAAUGAGUCAAAAACUGGAAAAAGAGAUCGCCAUGCUAACAAAAGUUAUAAGCAAUGAAUGGACAAACAGACAAGCCCAUACCCCUUCAAAAUUUGAAAGGAGUCUAAAAAUUCAGAGGAAAAUUAUAUUACAUAUUAUAUGGCACAGAAAAAUCAAUAUUUGAUACUGAUGAAUGUAACAAGCAAAUUGGUGGUACUCAUUCAAUAUGUUCUUAUUUGUUGUGUAUAUCAGCCAGUUUUAACUCACCUGCGCACCAUUGUAUGACAAGGGAAGUUACGCAGUGAAUUGAGUGAUGAGUCAUGAAACAUCUCAAUAACAAAAAGGUCAAAUACUCUGGCAUAGAAGGUUCGUUUGUUUGCUGGGUUUAUCGCCCCAUCAACAGCCAGGGUCAUUUUGAGGUGGGGUCUCCUUGUGAUUACCUCACUCAACAACAUACAGGAGGCCCUUUGCAUACCAUCUAAUUAUAAAGCAAUAAGGGUAAAGUGUCGACUUGACCAUGCCUGGACAAAACCAUGACAGCAUAGACUGUCCCAUUUCUCAGCUUCCUAAGAAACAAACCAACAUGGUCCACCUUAGGUUACAUACGGCUGGCACUCCAACUGACUCAGCUAUAUCUUGGCCCCCAGCAUAGAAGGAAAUGAAAGUUUUAACAGGCUAUCAAUUUUGUUAAAAUGAAUAACCUCGGCCUUGGCAACAUUUAUAGUUUCAAGUACCAAUAACUUUUAAUGAUUUCUGAAUACUGGGCAAUGAUAUAUAUCUCUCACUGCAGUAGUGACAAGUCAACAGGCAUUUGUUUAAACUAGAGAUUUGUUUUGUGAACUGAAAAAUAAGCCCUCCAGAAAUGACUGACUUAUAACCGACUUUUGGCCUUGAAAUGAAGGUGAGACUGACACAAUUACCUGGUUUAGUACAAUGCACAGCACCUUUGGGAGAUGCUUACAUUAUAUUUCAUCAAGACAUAUCUUUAACGUUCAAAAGAAAUGGCCUGUUCCAGACAAAGAAUGCUUUAGACCAAAUACAAGGAGAAUUACAAUGACAACUACAAGGACAAGCAAUAUUAAAGCACACACACAUAUAUAUAUAUAUAUAUAUAUAGUUCAAAAAGAUGACAUUGUGAACACAGAAGAUGACCAGGAAGGCCUGAAAGCGCUAUAGUGUCAUUGAUUGCAAUUGUUUGUCAUGUUGAAUCUUUUUUGUUUAUAUACAUUUAUUGUAUAUACAUAUACAAUUGUCGCCCCUUCAUUCAAAGAAGACAUAAUUGUGAUCAAGGCAUGUCUUUUAAUAAAUAAAUAAGUGCAUUUUCACAAGCUAACAGUGGACUUCUACAUCUGUUACUUAUUUUU
This is a messenger RNA of Pecten maximus, 6310 nucleotides long. RefSeq names its product phosphoacetylglucosamine mutase-like. Gene Ontology annotation, molecular function: phosphoacetylglucosamine mutase activity. The coding region runs from base 27 to 1670 and encodes 547 amino acids. Gene Ontology annotation, biological process: carbohydrate metabolic process; UDP-N-acetylglucosamine biosynthetic process. The transcript has 17 exons. NCBI's taxonomy places the organism in Eukaryota, Metazoa, Mollusca, Bivalvia, Pectinida, Pectinidae. The record is from RefSeq and is a predicted model, not a curated record.